Saccostrea echinata is the source of this 1679-nucleotide messenger RNA. RefSeq names its product cytidine deaminase-like. The coding region runs from base 219 to 647 and encodes 142 amino acids. Gene Ontology annotation, cellular component: cytosol. NCBI's taxonomy places the organism in Eukaryota, Metazoa, Mollusca, Bivalvia, Ostreida, Ostreidae. The record is from RefSeq and is a predicted model, not a curated record. Gene Ontology annotation, molecular function: cytidine deaminase activity; zinc ion binding. The transcript has 5 exons.
CAAUGGAGGUUUAUUUUUCUGUGUAGUACGUCACCAAAAAGUGGUGUAAUGAGCCUCCUUAAUUAAAUCGCCAUUUAUUUGUUCAUUAAAUUUUGGUGCGAGACUCAGUUACCUGGCUAGUACUCGAAAUAAACUGUGUCAAUAGGUCGAUUAAAGAUAAUACCUGACACCCGUUAAAUUCAGAAGAAAAGCCACACGUGUCCUAACUGUCCUUCAUCAUGAAUGUGGACAAUUUAGAGUCUCCAUAUAAGGAUCUGGUAAAAGCCGCUGUGAAAGCGAAAGAUAAAGCUUACUGUCCCUACAGUAACUUUCAUGUGGGUGCCUCCAUCUUGACCUCUAAUGACCAAAUUUUCACUGGUGUUAACGUAGAGAACGCCUCCUAUGGGCUUUGUGUCUGUGCAGAGCGCGUCGCCAUUAUGAAUGCUGUGUCACAAGGUCACAAAGAAUUCAAGGCCAUGGCUGUUUGUUGUGACAUCAAAGAUUCUUUUAAAGCGCCCUGUGGGGCCUGUCGGCAGGUAUUUGCCGAGUUUAAUUUGAACAUGGAUUUCUAUAUGGUAAAACCAGACUACACAUCCAAAAAGAUCACAGUAGGAGAUUUACUGCCAAUGGCAUUCACCCCAGCAUCGCUACAGGAAGAAAGAGUGUAGAAUAGCUUACAAAAUGAUACCUGAAUAUCAAAAGAUAAGGAAAGUGUUGACUAACCAUUAUAAAUAUUGAAUGACAUGUCUUUAUUAACAGUUUUGAUAUGGAAUUGAAUCUUGUAUUGUAUUUCAUUGUAAAAGACGUUAUUUGCUGAGUGAAAUGUUUAUCGAAUUUUUAAAAUGCAUAUUCAUGAUAGCAACAGAAAGACUGUAAAAGUAUACACUUUUCUACGUUGUAAUGUAAUGGUGUUAAAUAUAAAUAUGAAAAAUCCCAAUAUUAAGAUUUAAAAAUUAAGAUUUAUUUACAGAUAAAUAUUUGAUUCUUCUAGUUAACUUUUACAAAAAUUCAAAGAACAAAGGACUGCCACUCAUAUUUUAAAAAUUUUCAUUUACGUUUACGUCACUUGUUGCUAGCUAAUUAAGAUUGGGAAAUUUUUAUUGGAUAAGAAUUGUUAAGAUGAAUGUAUCAGGUCAAAGCAAUUUAUUGUUGUAAUAUCAUAAUACAUGUAAUCUGUUUUUGCAUUCUAAGUAAGCCAAUCAUUUUGAAUACCAACGAUACACCGUUCUUUUUUUUAUGGAAAAGCAUUUCAGAUAUAAAUGUUUAUGCGAUGUAAUGUUGCAUGUGUUAAUUGAUUCUCCUUAAAAAGACCUUGUUCAAGCAUCAGUGCAAACUUAGGAGAGAGCUUAUUGUCCGUACAGCAAUACGUCGGGGUUGCAGUACUUACAAUUAGUGAUCAAGAGAUUACGGAUAAUUAAGAUUGGAUUUUAUUUUUAACUUUUUUAUAGCAUGUUCGAAUAUAGUCCUGUCAUUUUAGAAGUUUAUUUGUUCUUUAGUUCUGCGCAUUUUCACACUUCAUCUAUCGGUUCCUUGAAUUUUCAUUAUAUCAAUCGUUGUCAAAGCUCGGGACGCUGUGAAGUUUUUUGUGCACUCCGGUAGAUCGUCAGCAUAUUCAUGUUGCUGCUAUAGCGGUCACUGACGUGUACAGAUAAUAGUGUGGCAUUAUCAGAACUAAAAUAAUUAAAGUAGUAUACUCAUCA